Molecule: messenger RNA, 1455 nt
Organism: Tinamus guttatus (white-throated tinamou)
Lineage: Eukaryota; Metazoa; Chordata; Aves; Tinamiformes; Tinamidae
Source: RefSeq, a predicted model, not a curated record
AUGGGCAGCAUCAUGGGCACAGGGGAUGAGAAUGAGGAGCCCAUUUGCACACAGAAGAUGAAAGGCCCUGCCCAGGCCUACUGGCAGGCCGUGCUGAGAGGGGACCAGGGGGCAAUGGCAGAGAUCCUCAGCGACUCCCAGAAUGGCCUGAGCCCCAGCUCCGUGUUUGACACCAGCAACCUGGAAGAGUGGAAAGAUUACCGGUUCAACUUUCGCCGGCUGAGUAUGCAGGGGGCAGUGGGCUGGCAGUGUGUCCAUCGGGCCGGGGCUCAGAACCUGUCGUUUGUGCCGCAGGGCGUCCCUGCUGCUGGACAGGGUGUGCGGGCACUUGUGAGCCGUGGGAGCCAGGGGCCCUGUGGGGCAGAGGCUGGCAGCAAGAAACAGCCUCUUGAGGGGAAGCCUGCUACUCAAGAGGGAAGGUAUGGCAAGGAGCAGGAGGGAAAGGGCAGGUCUGGGCCCCAGGCUUUUCUGCUCCUCAGGGGCGCUUCCGUUAACUUCGCGCCAGGGGGCAAGACUGCCCUGCAUGAAGCUUGUGCAGCAGCCAGUACGGACUGCGUGCGCCUGCUGCUCAGCUUCGGAGCUGACCCCGAGGCUGUCUCUGAGGAUGGCUACAAGCCUCUGCAUUUCUGCAAGAGUCCGGAUUCUAUCCAGUGUGUCCAGCAGCUGUUGCAGCACGGUGCCAGUGUGAACAGCCGGACAGAGGAGGAAGACGACACAGCACUGCAUGUGGCAGCACGACAUGGCCUGGCAGACCACGUCGGACUGCUUCUGCGCCAUGGGGCAGAGCUGGAAGCAAAGAAUGAAGAGGGACAGACGCCACUGAAUGCUGCCUGUGCUCAGCCCCAUCAGCCUCAGGACAUGGAACGCUACUACAGGGUCUGCCAGCUUCUGGUGGAGAGUGGUGCUAACGUCAAUGCUGCAGACAGGGACCGCCAGCACCCGCUUCAUUUGGCCUGCAAGAACGCCAAUGCUCAAGUAGUAGAAUUACUACUGGCCCGGGGUGCACAUGUCAACAUCAUGAACUACAGUGGCAACACAGCACUGCACAAUAUCUUGCAAAUGACUGCCUACAAGCUGGAGCACCAUCCAGAGCUUGUGGUCCGAGCCCUGCUCAACUACGGUGCCAUCCGCAUCUGGCCUGGCUCCCUCCUCAAGGUGCUGCGGUACUGCCACAAGUGCCCACGUGUCAUCGAGGCCCUGAUGAACAGUUAUGAGCACGUGCGUGUGACUGAGGACUGGGUGGAGGCCGUUCCAGCGGAGGUGGUGGAGAAAUAUCCAGAUUUCUACCAGUCACUCUUCGCCCUGGAGCAAAGUCCUCGCUCCUUGCAGCAUCUGGCUCGCUGCAAACUCAGGACCCUCCUGGAGGGCCGGUUGCUUCAGGUCCUGUCACAGCUGCACCUGCCGAGUGCCUUGCACCAGUUCCUACUGCUCGGCUUUGAAGAUGUUCUCUACUAA